UUCAUGUGAAAGGGAGGACCAAGCUGCUCAGAGCUUUCAAGUUCAGAUGCUGAAACAUUACCUUCCCAGUGUCAUCCUUCUGUCUGGGGCUUUAGAAGAGGUUUGGCACACUGGGUUGUUGACAUUUUGAUUUUCCAGGACUGAAAAUGAGUAAGUUCCCCGGCGAGCUGACCCAGAGGGAGCAGGAGCUGCUGAGGAUCCGGCGGGACAGUGACACCAAGGCCGCCGAGCUCGCCAAGAUGGAGAAGAUGCUGCAGCAAACCAAGAACAUGAUGGAGAAGAAGACCGAUUCCGGUCCGGAGAGCAAGGGCUACCAGGAGAACAUGGUGGAGGACCUGGAGGAGAAGGUGCGCUCCACCAGGCGCUACAGGAGGAACUCCCUCCACCACACACAGAUGCUGGAGAGCCAGAUGAAGACGGUGAAGGGAGAGCUGGUGGGAACGCUGGACCACCUCCAGGAGCUGAGGAACGUCCUGCGGCGCUCCCAGCAGAAGGCGGAGGAGCGCAAGGUGGCCAUGGAGAAGCUGGCCGCCGGCCUCAGGUGAACCGCCUUCCUCUAGAUUCAACCUGUCGGCCAUUUUCUCACUCCAGAUCCUCUGUCAUCAUGCAAGGCAAUGCAGAAAGCCUGUUUAUUCACGCCCCAGAGGUACACCAACAGAUUAAAGCUGCUUUCACUGUUUUCUCCCAAUAUAUCAAAGUAAUAACUCCUGUGUAGUUCUAUAGAUCUGAUAAAAAAUAUUUCAAUAUGUUGAAAAUGUAUUGUUUUGUUUCUGGACUUGUUCUCCUGAAGACAAAGAGGUGUGUUGUGGCAGAGAUGUGAUCAGAAGUCGUUUCACACUGCGUCACAUGCUGUGAGGAGAAUAGAGUUAAUUCGUAAACUGAAUGUUUUCUGCUCACGAUGGACUCAUCCGCCCUGAGUUGUUGCUUUUGCACGAUUAGAACAACAACAACAACACUGUCCUAUGAGGAACUGGAGGUUGAUACAUUGUGAGGUCUGCACUUCUACAUUUACCUGAAAAUGUGACGUAAUGCAGAUUUGUAGUUCUUUUUUUGUCUUUUGGAAGAAACAAGAUGAUAAUAUUGUGAAAUAAAGCCACAGAAAUCAA
Molecule: messenger RNA, 1106 nt
Organism: Poeciliopsis prolifica (blackstripe livebearer)
Lineage: Eukaryota; Metazoa; Chordata; Actinopteri; Cyprinodontiformes; Poeciliidae
Exons: 2
Coding region: 147-545 (132 amino acids)
Source: RefSeq, a predicted model, not a curated record